CCUCCAGCAUCAGCAGCUAGGAGACGCGUGCGCGCGCACGCACAGACAGACAGACAGACAGACAGGAUCAGCAGAUUUGUCUUUCUUUGGGUCCUGUUUGCUUGAGAAUAGCGCGGGUGUGUAAACCUCCAUCUCUUUCUACUCCUCCACUUCACCUGCACAGAAUGCUUUGCGUGUGAUGCGUCGGCCGCGCUGCGCUCGUCAGGAGUCGGUGUUAAGCGGCGGAGGGGUGACCUCUCUGGAGCUGAAAAUGGAGCAAUCGGUGAUCAUCAAACCCGUUCACUCGUCGCUUCUGGGCCAGGACUACUGCUUUGAGGUGACCACCUCGGCGGGGACCAAGUGCUUCUCGUGCCGCUCAGCGGCCGAGCGGGACAAGUGGAUGGAGAACCUGCGGCGAGCUGUGCAACCCAACAAAGACAACAGCCGACGCCUGGAGAACCUUCUGACCUUGUGGGUCAUCGAAGCCAAGGACCUGCCCGCCAAGAAGAGGUACUUCUGUGAACUUUGUCUAGACGACAGCCUGUACGCACGCACGUCCUGCAAGAUGAAAACGGACAACAUCUUUUGGGGCGAGCGCUUCGACUUCAGCAGUCUGCCGUGCGUCAACGCCGUGACGCUGCACAUCUACAAAGACACAGACAGGAAACGCAAGAAGGACAAGAGCAGCUACGUGGGUCUGGUCAACAUCCCCGUCGUCACGGUGAUGGGCAGACAGCUGGUGGAGAAGUGGUACACGGUCAGCAUGCCCAGCACCAUCAGGGGCAAGUCGAGCGUGCCGACGGUGCGGGUGAAGGCGCGCUACCAGAGCGUAGCCAUCCUGCCCAUGGAGCAGUACAAAGAGUUUGCCGAGUUCAUCAGCGCCAACUACUUGCUGCUGUGCAACACGCUGGAAUCUUCCAUCGGCCUGCGAGCCAAAGAGGAAGUGGCGGCGGCGCUGGUUCACAUCCUGCACAGCACCGGCAAAGCCAAGGACUUCCUGACGGACUUGAUGAUGUCGGAGGUGGACCGUUACCGGGACAACGAUCAGCUGAUCUUCAGAGAGAACACCCUGGCCACUAAAAGCAUUGAGGAAUACUUGAAGCUGAUUGGACAAAAGUACCUGCAGGACGCGCUGGGCGAGUUCAUCAAAGCUCUGUGCGAGUCGGACGAGAACUGCGAGGUGGACGCGUCUCGCUGCGCCGGCUCUGAGCUGGCCGAGCAUCAGGCCAACCUGAGGAUGUGCUGUGAGCUGGCCUUCUGCAAGAUACUCGACUCCUACAGGGUGUUUCCUCGGGAGCUGAAGGAGGUUUUUGCCUCGUGGCGUCAGGAGUGCAGCAACCGCGGGAGAACAGACAUCAGCGAGCGCCUGAUCAGCGCCUCGCUGUUCCUGCGCUUCCUGUGUCCAGCGGUGAUGUCGCCCUCGCUCUUCGACCUGACGCAAGGAUACCCCGACGAGCGCACGGCUCGCACGCUGACGCUCAUCGCCAAAGUCAUCCAGACGCUGGCCAACUUCAGCAAGUUCGGCACUAAAGAAGAAUACAUGCUCUUCAUGAACGACUUUGUGGAGCUCCAGUGGAGCAACAUGCAGCGAUUCCUGCAGGAGAUCUCCAACCCCGAUGGACUCAGCCACACCGGCGCCGGCUUUGACGGAUACGUCGACCUGGGCCGGGAGCUGUCCUGCCUGCACACCUUGCUCGCUGAGCUGGACCAGUCCUGCCUGUCCAAGCUGAGUCCGCUUCCUCGGAUCCUACGGGACGUGACGGCGGCUCUGGCCAACCCCGGGGGCGGGCCUUAUCCCGGGAAAGCCUCCUCGCCCGAGCAGCAAUUGUCGUCCCCGCCGCCGCCGCCGCCACCGCCACCGCCUCUGUCGCCGCCACCCCUCUCGCCUCCUCUGGCAGCAUGCAAUCCCUCGCUCGGUCAGCAGUGCGGCGUUGGACCGGACGGAGGGUUGGUGGAUUUCACCAGGCUUCCGUCGCCCACGCCUGAAAACAAAGAUUUGUUCUUUGUCACAAAAGGUUCCAGCCUUCAGCCUGCGUCAGGCCCGCGCGGCUCUCCGGCCCCGAGCUCCUCCUACUCGGAGCCCAACGACGACGCGGCGUUCGCCAGAGCGGGCCAGGAAGUGAGCAGUGCGGAGGGCCGGAGCCUGUCUCUGGUGGACCUGCAGGAUUCCUUCCCGGGUGACGCGGCGGAUGACAGCCAAUGGCAGCGCAGGGCGGGGCUGCUGCCGUUGUCCUUCCAGAACCCCGUCUAUCACAUGUCGUCGCGGCAAGCCCGCCGGGCCGGGGCCGAGGCCGCGCCCUCCGACGCCUGCUCUGCGACUUUGCAAGGCGGGGAUGAGCGCAACUCGGCCACCGCGCCCAGAUCCGCCUUCCUCACCCAGAUGCAAGUGGGCGCGGCCUCCGGGGGCGAGCGAGGGGAGCGUCUGUCGGCCGUGUCCAGCAGCAGCAGCGGAGAAGAGCAAAACAGAAGAGCGCUCUCGGAGAACAUCACAAGUGGCGCCGCGCCCCCCCGCCAGAGCUGCACGGGUCCUCAGCGUCGCAUCGACCAACCGCCGCCGCCCUUGGCGGCGCCGCCGCGAGGCCGCACGCCGCCCAGCAUGCUCCCCCCUCGCCCCGCCUCUGGGAGCAUGAUGUCGUCCAGUCCCGAUUGGCCCAGCAGCGGACACUCGCGACUGCGCCAGGCCUCGUCUUCGUCCAAAGGAGACAGUCCCGAAAAAGUGCGGCCUGCCACCAAGGCGCCGUCUCCAUGCGCGUUGGACCGUACGGCCGCCUGGCUUCUCAACAUGAACUCUGCCUCUUCUUACGCCGAGACGGAAGACGACCGCCAUGACGAUGCUCUCAUCGACAAGUACCAGCAGGACAUUGCAUUGCUGCAGGAGAAGCUUCGUGUGGCGGCCCUGCGUCAGGAGGAGUGUGAGGCCCGGGUCCUGGUUCAGGACCAGCAAAACCAACGUCUGCUGCAGGAAUAUCAGGCUCGACUGGAGGAUACAGAGAGUCGGCUGAGGAGGCUGCAGGAUGACAAAGAUCUCCAGAUGAACAGCAUCAUCAGCAGGUUAAUGGCAGUGGAAGAGGAGCUGAAGAAAGAUCAUUCCGAAAUGCAGGCUGUGGUUGACUCCAAACAAAAGAUCAUUGAGGCACAGGAGAAGCGGAUGGCAAAUCUGGACGCUACCAACAGUCGCCUGAUGGCGGCGCUGGCUCAGCUGAAAGAGCGCUACGGCGUGACAUCACAGAGGAACGGUUUGUCUCCUAGCAACACAUCAUCGCUGCAGAUCACAGAAAACGGCGAGUUUCGCAAUUCGGAUCAUCGCUGAGCCGGCCGGCUACGGGCCGGCAGCAGCGUCAACUGCAAGUGGGAGGUUCCCUAGCAAGUUGGUACACACGCACGCACGCACGCACAAGCACACACCAAGAAGAACGUUACCCACUCCACGUCAGCGACUGACGUUUCCCGUUUGCACGAGCGCUCGCUCGCUUGCCUUCCUGUGGCGCUCCACCAGAUGCUUAAAGGAAGGCAGGAUUCAACAUUUGCGUUCAGAUGCACAGCGAAACAAAUCAGUCAGCCAGACAGACAGCCAGUGGCAGCCAAUCACAUCGCAUUGACCAUUUUAAAAAAACAACAACAACAUUGUUUUGGUUGUGUCAUAGCACUCGCGGCAAGCAUCCCUGUCGCAAGAGCCUCUGCCGAUCUGACGGAAUUCAGCCGCCUGGUCAUUGUGUCUUUGUCAAAGCUUUUCAUUGUGCAAGUCGCCAUCAACACCAGAGAGACUUGAAUAAAGUAGGGCAGCCAGCCAGCCAGCCAGCCAGCCAGCCAGCCAGCCUGCCUGCCUGCCAGCCAGCCAGCCAGCCAGCAGCAUCGGUCAGUGUGCUUUCUUGCACUUGGUGAAGCCAGGCACAAGUCACCAAACGGUGGCUUUUUAUUCAAGGCAGGAAGUGAGUGACAUGUGUAAAUAAAUUCCAUCAAUGUCUGUUAAGACACUAAAAGUUGCCGGAACACAUUUUGCUUUGAAGGGCUGCUGUGUUUUAACAAGGAAAGACCAAUGUGCUUAUGGAUGAAGAUGACUUGUACUUGUGAACAGUAAAGAGGAGUGAGUGCUUGU
Messenger RNA from Syngnathus typhle (broad-nosed pipefish), 4075 nucleotides. RefSeq names its product disabled homolog 2-interacting protein-like. Gene Ontology annotation, biological process: regulation of GTPase activity. NCBI's taxonomy places the organism in Eukaryota, Metazoa, Chordata, Actinopteri, Syngnathiformes, Syngnathidae. The transcript has 18 exons. The record is from RefSeq and is a predicted model, not a curated record. The coding region runs from base 179 to 3289 and encodes 1036 amino acids.